Podospora pseudocomata is the source of this 2766-nucleotide messenger RNA. RefSeq lists its product as uncharacterized. Gene Ontology annotation, molecular function: DNA binding; DNA-binding transcription factor activity, RNA polymerase II-specific; zinc ion binding. Bases 1 to 2766 code for a protein of 921 amino acids. Gene Ontology annotation, biological process: regulation of DNA-templated transcription; DNA-templated transcription. NCBI's taxonomy places the organism in Eukaryota, Fungi, Ascomycota, Sordariomycetes, Sordariales, Podosporaceae. The record is from RefSeq and is a predicted model, not a curated record. The transcript has 4 exons.
AUGCCUCCAGGCCGCCCAAACACCUUGAAGCGGGCCAGUGACUCCACCGGUUCUGACCAAGGCGACGGCGCUUCCACCAAGGUGAAGCUGCCGCGUCUCGAACGCGGUCCCGAGGACUUUUCCAGCGUUGUCAAGUCCAAGCUGCAAUCGUACACCCGGACAGGCCAGGCUUGCGACAGGUGCAAGGUUAGAAAGAUUCGCUGCGAUGCGCUCCCCGAAGGAUGCUCCCAUUGUACCAACCAGAAUCUCGAAUGCUAUGUCACCGACCGAGUCACGGGGCGCACCGAGCGUCGAGGAUACUUGCAACAGUUAGAGCGUGAAAAGGGUGCCAUGCUGGCUCACAUACGGUCGCUGGAAAAACUGCUGGAGAACAAUGGCGUCGAGGUCAGGCCGUGGCAGUUCCCUGGGUACAACAACACCUACCCUGAAGGUAUGGUUUUUGACGCCGUGGGCAACCCUCUCAAGGACUCCUGGUCUCAGGUCGGCUUGGUGUGGGUGAAGGGAGGCCGGCAAAAACCGCCAUUGGAGCGCAGCUCGAGCACGCGAUAUCCCCUGAUCGAAGCGAGGCCUGCCAAUAACCAUCUCGGUGUGUCUUCGGACAAGGAGCCGCUGAGCUCCAUCAAGGGAACUACAUUGUCCAUCCUGGGCACCACUCUCGAUAUUACAGCCUCGUUUGACGGCCCAGACAUGGACGAACCGCCGGCGGGCACGACUUUUGGCACGCCCCUGUACAACAAAUCUGUCCAGGCCUUCUUCCAGACCUCGCUCAAUAUCCAUCCCGCCCCGCCCAACGUUGAAUUGCCUUCUCGACAUGACGCCUUCACCUAUGCCGAGUGGUACUUUCUGACCCUGUCACCGUUUCUUCCCAUCUUGCACAAGCCUUCCUUUCUCCAGCUGUUGAGGCGAAUUUACGAUGAACCAAACUUUAAACCUUCAGUCCCGGAACUGGUCAUUACCCACAUGGUGUUUGCUACCAUCUAUUUCCAAUAUGGUGUUCGAAACAGAGAAAAGCCGGAGCAGUACGUUCAGCUCAACGACCUGUCCAACAAGCACUACCACUGGUGCCUCAGCAAGUUCUAUGAUCUCGCCACAACCCAGUCUGUCACGGCUGUCCAAGCUCUCGCCAUGAUGAUGUCGCACACUCGAAACUUCCCCAAGCCCGGCUGUGCUCUGACGCUGGCCAGUUUUGCCUUUAUGAAGGCAAUCGAGCUGAAUCUGCAUCGUGCGAUCAAGAUUCCCGGCGGUGGCACAACGUUGGAAAACGAAACGCGGAAACGCGUGUGGUGGGCCAUUCUGGCCUUGUAUAGCACCAUCAACGGUCGACUCGGCCGGCCAAUGCCCCUGUCUAUCCAAGAGUUCGACGUGGAAUUCCCCAUUGCGAUUCCGGAUGAGUUUCUGGGAGAAGAGGGGGUGCUGGACGAGUCCAAAGUUGGACAUUGCAACUACCAAGUUGGUCUGAUGGGAUUCAAAGUGACGCCUUUGCUGAUCGAAAUGUUUUCCAAACUGUAUGGUGCGCGGCGGGACCCAAGCACGUACGUCGACGUGGUCCGAGAAUUGGAGGAUGGAAUGCGCAACAUGCUCGACAAUCUUCCCGAGGAGCUCAACGUAGAAACGACCAAACCUGAAGCAAAGGUUUUUGCGCUUUAUACACAGGCGUUUUGUCUCGAGUUUACCUUGUGUCUGAGACAUCCUUCGGUCUGUAUGACGGACGAUCCCAAGUUUUGUGCGGAAAAUACCAGGAUAUGCGAAGAGACCGUAAAGAAGCUGCUCAAGGUGGUGUCGACGUUGCACACGCUAAAGUCGCUCGAUACGACGUGGUAUCAGCUGGCUGUGUACGUGGCCGCCAUCUUCACGCAGCUUGUUGCGCAGUGGGAGCGGCGGUUUGAGACGACGGUCUUGGAGGUUGCCAGUACCCGUGAGGACAUGGCCACAUGGCUGGCCAUCAUUGGGGAGAUUGGGCGUUUGCUUGGUACAGGGAACCGUCUGGCUACCGAAGUUGGGGUCAUCAUCGAACGCACACUGGGCUGGAUCGAGCAGGACAUGGCCCGUAAGGAUGCCUCCUCGCAGGACAUUCAGCCACACAGCUUGAAGUCUCAACAGGACCCCAGCCAUGGCUUAUCGGCCGUCGCCAGCGGAGGGACACAACCAGACCAACAGCCCGCUCCCAUCAACGGAAACGGCUACUACGAUUCGGGUCCCGUACCCAGCUCCACCACACCGUAUCCGGCCCUGACGUACGCGGACCAAGGUGCUGUACAGCAAAACGGCGGUGCUGCAACGUUCGACUCGGCGGAUGGCGCGUCGUACCUCUAUGCGGCUGCGUCGGCAGCAACAGCGGCAAGCGUCUCCCCCAACGGUUCUACGCCUGUCGAGCCAACCAACCCACUGAUUGCAUUCGCAUCACAGGCAACACAACAUGUUGCCGGACAGUCAACAGACGACUGGCGUCCCCAAGCCCAAGCAUCGGCUGCUGCACAAAUGAUGGCGCACAACGCGGCAAACACAUGGCAAGACUGGACUGCCGCUAUCGCGGGCGCCGCCGGGAACAACAGCCAGGAGCGCUUCAGCGCGAGUGCGUUGCUUACUCUAGGGUCAGGCAGGCCAGGUGACGUCCAGCUGGGCCACGUUGUCGAGGGUGUACCAACGCAGGCCGACGCCAUGGGUGUUGGAAACGUUGCCAACGCCCAUUCCGGUGCGCAAUGGCCACUGUUAUUAUUCCACGACGGCACCGGUGUGCCGGGAGGCGGUGGAGGAGGCGGCGCUUGA